CGCGCCGCCACUUCCCCCUUCUUCUCGCUGCCUUCGGAAGCAACGGCACCGGGCGCGCCGUCUCCCUGUGCGCGGGGCUUAUUGGGAAUUGUAGUCCGCGAUGUCCACUCGGGCACUUCUCGGGAGAACGGCCGGGGACUACAUUUCCCACUUACCUGAGCCGGAGGAAAACGGAGGUUUCUCGCCUGACUCUGCGGUGGCUGCGGCCUUGCGUUGAGGGAGGGAGAAGGGAAGGGGUGGGGGGCGGCCAGGCCCCGGCUGAGGCCCGGAGCUGGCGGGGGAGCAGCAGCCACAGCAGAGGCGGAUCGGGGGGGCUAUGGACCCCGCCGAGGCGGUGGUGCAGGAGAAGGCCCUCAAGUUCAUGCCCAGAAUACACAUGCCUAAAGAUGGAUUCCAACUUUCAUCUUCUGGAUACCAAGCAUGGCUAAAGCAGUGCUCUAUGCCCCGGUCUCUGUGGCUGGGUUGCUCCAACCUGGCGGACAGCAUGCCCUCGCUGCGAUGCCUCUAUAACCCAGGGACUGGCGCACUCACAGCUUUCCAGAAUUCAUCUGAGAGAGAAGACUGUAACAAUGACGAGCCCCCCAGGAAGAUCAUUCCCGAGAAGAAUGCACUCAGGCAGACCUAUAAUAGCUGUGCCAGGCUCUGCAUCAACCAGGAAGCAGUUUGCUUAGGGAGCACUGCUAUGAAGACUGAAAACUGUGUGGCCAAAACAAAACUUGCCAAUGGCACUUCAAGCAUGAUUGUGCCAAAGCAAAGGAAGCUAUCUGCAAGCUAUGAAAAGGAGAAGGAGCUCUGUAUCAAGUAUUUUGAGCAGUGGUCAGAGUCCGACCAAGUGGAAUUUGUGGAACAUCUCAUCUCCCAGAUGUGUCAUUAUCAGCACGGGCACAUCAACUCAUACCUCAAACCUAUGUUACAGAGAGACUUCAUCACGGCACUACCAGCUCGCGGCCUGGAUCACAUCGCUGAGAAUAUCCUGUCGUACCUGGAUGCCAAGUCUUUGUGUGCUGUUGAGCUGGUGUGCAAGGAAUGGUACCGAGUGACAUCUGACGGCAUGCUGUGGAAGAAGCUGAUUGAGAGAAUGGUCCGGACAGACUCGCUGUGGAGGGGUUUGGCAGAGCGGAGAGGAUGGGGACAGUAUCUUUUUAAGAACAAGCCGCCCGAUGGGAUAGCCCCUCCCAACUCCUUCUACAGAGCACUUUAUCCCAAAAUUAUACAGGAUAUAGAGACAAUAGAAUCAAACUGGCGGUGUGGAAGGCACAGCUUACAGCGAAUCCACUGCCGAAGUGAAACAAGCAAAGGGGUUUAUUGUUUACAAUAUGAUGAUCAGAAGAUAGUAAGUGGCCUCCGAGACAAUACCAUCAAGAUUUGGGACAAGAAUACGCUAGAAUGCAAGAGGGUUCUGACUGGACACACGGGGUCAGUCCUUUGCCUCCAGUACGAUGAGCGGGUGAUCAUCACUGGAUCAUCGGAUUCCACUGUCAGAGUGUGGGAUGUAAAUACGGGUGAGAUGCUGAACACCCUGAUCCAUCAUUGUGAAGCAGUACUGCACCUACGUUUUAAUAAUGGCAUGAUGGUGACAUGCUCCAAAGAUCGGUCCAUUGCCGUGUGGGACAUGGCCUCCCCUGCAGACAUCACACUACGAAGGGUACUGGUUGGACACAGGGCAGCCGUCAAUGUGGUCGACUUCGAUGACAAAUACAUUGUAUCAGCAUCGGGGGACAGAACUAUUAAGGUCUGGAACACAAGUACCUGUGAGUUUGUGCGUACCUUGAAUGGCCACAAGCGAGGUAUUGCAUGUCUACAGUACAGAGACAGACUAGUAGUGAGUGGUUCAUCAGAUAAUACAAUCAGGUUAUGGGACAUUGAAUGUGGGGCAUGUUUGCGAGUUCUGGAAGGCCACGAAGAGCUGGUGAGAUGUAUUCGCUUUGAUACCAAGAGGAUAGUCAGUGGAGCCUAUGAUGGGAAAAUUAAGGUGUGGGAUCUGGUAGCUGCCCUGGACCCUCGUGCCCCUGCUGGAACCCUCUGCCUGCGCACUCUUGUGGAGCACUCCGGCAGAGUUUUCCGGCUCCAGUUUGACGAAUUUCAAAUAGUUAGCAGCUCGCAUGAUGACACCAUCCUCAUCUGGGACUUCCUGAAUGAUCCAGCUACCCAAGCAGAAUCUAACCGCUCCCCUUCCAGAACAUACACUUACAUCUCCAGAUAAAUAGCACUACACUGUACCUCACACUUGCACAGGACUCAUUUAAGCUGCGAUAUUUAAAUUACCUGCCAAUGCCAGGACGAAAGAAUUAUCCACAUAACAGAUAUAACUGAAGAGAGAGGCUCUCAGACACACUUCUGGAACCAAGUCAGCGCGUGGUUGAUCUCAGACAAGGUCUUCUCAGCGCAGCUGACUGCUCAAGUGCUGCUAUAUCAGAAGAUUCCUUUUAUCUUUCCUGAAUGACUGAUGUGUUACACCUCCCCUCUUCACACUCUUCUCCCUCCCAUCUCCUCUCUUGUCCUGAGUGCAGAUGUCCUAUAAAUAUAUUUAACAUGUUGCCAGAAUUUCUUGCUUCGCUCUUAAGCAGAAAAAUCCUUGCCACCAUUUGUUCCCAUGGGAGAAUCACCUCGUGAUGUGUUGGUAGGUGGGGAACAGCAGGCUGAUGCCUCUACCUUUGGGGACUUGUGAUAAGGACGCAUCUACUUUUUUGUAGAUGGGCCUUGGACUUUAAAGGAGGGCCAACUUGAUGUCAAAUGAAGGCCCCGGUGGCCAGAAACCAGUCGGGAGAUAAUGAUGAAGUCUAAAUAAUUUCAGCUAAGCCCUCUGCAGUUAGUCACUUGUCUAAAAUCUUCAUCCGGCGGAUGCCAGUAAAUGAAAGGUGAAGCUUUCUUCUGCCAAAGUCUAAUUUACUUAAGAGGUGAGACUUACUGGUGACAGCAUUGGUGAUGGGCAGUAUUUCUGCUGUCAAAGUAUAUGAAUAUAUUUCCAUGUUCUUCUUCCUUCCCUCCCCACAUGGUGCACUAUUGCACCUCUGCUCCUCGCCCCCCCCCCCCGGAAGAAGAGUAUGGUAUCAACAGUAGCAACCACCCUAUUCCCUCAGCACUCAGCGAAGACUUCAGACUUUUCCUGUUAACCUGAUUGUGUCAUUAUUCGUUGGCUGGCAUCUGUUGGAAGGGAACUCCUGAAAGAACGGGAGAUUCUGCUGACUCCACAUCUUAGUCUGUAAGCUGCAAGGUCAUUUUGUGGUGGAAGGGAUAAUAGUAGAGGAGAACAGUGGAGGGGUCUUAGCUAGGGACAGAAAAGACCAAAAGCAAACCUGUCCUGUGGUACUACAUAACUCCCCAUCAUUGUGUGGGAAUAGCAUAACGCUUGUCUCCUACAAGGAAGGGUUAACUUCUUUGGCCAAGGUUUAAAUUUGGAAGUUAGGGGGAAAGAGCUUCACUUUUAUGCUGCUAAGCAGGUCCCCUCUGUGGCCUGUCUCCUCUUCAUUCACUUGGGAGUAGCAAUUUCCCCACAGUGAAGUUAGGUAUUUGCCACGGUGGGCUCAGAAAGUCAGUGGAAACUAAGAAUAAACGGGCAGCUGGUUCUGUCCUGUAGUUCUCUACUCUGGUUCAAAAGUGAGAGUUUUGUGCAAGUGCUCUGCCUUACCCAUGGAUUCUCAGCCUGCGUAUCAUCCAGGGCUGCAUUAGCACCAAAGGCAUAGUCUGCUUUUCUUUUUAAGUGUUUCUUUGAGCAAAGGCAAAGGAAGUCACAGCUGCAGCUAGAAGGCUUUCCUUAACUGUGCUAUCCUUCAGAGUAUGAAAAAAGGUUGCCUUGCACACUGAAUUGCAAAGCAAGAUGGAAAACGAGAGACAGAUUGCCACAUACUAGUUCUUCAUUAUGUUUGAAAGCUCACUGUCACCCCAGCCCUGUUUCAUCACUAUUACUCGGAUUCCAUUUAUACUUUGUAGUACAGUAUUGACAAUGUGUGGAACAGGACUGUAGAUCCACUACAACUGGAGCAUCAACAGGUUAUUUUCUCUUUGCUCGCUGGCAGAGCUGUGAGAUCAGUAUUUUCUCCCGUGUGUGUGUGUGUGUGUGUGUGUGUGUGUGUAGGGAAGUGUCUUUGGCGGUGGCUCUGUCAAGCACAUAGGGGGGUUGUUUCUGUUAUGUGGAGUUGGAGAUCAGAUAAGAGACAAUGUCAUUUCUGGUGCAGCCUUUCCUUAUUGUCAUAACCCUUCUCUUCCCUGCUGUUGUUCCCAAACACACCUAACUGCUUUGGGGCUUUAAAACAAACAAACAUGGUACUGGAGAAUUAAUUCUAAUGUAUAAAACCUGUCACCAAGGGGAAAGUAGUGAGGUUUUUUCCCGUUAAGUCAUUUCAAGGAAGAAGCUGAAAUGGUGCUUUUCCAAUAGAAGGAGGGCCCACCAUGCCUUGGCAUGGAGAAAGGCCACUGCAAAAAGCAAGACCUCCUCCCUCCAACUUCUACCCCACUCAAGUUGCAUGAAGUUUACAGCCUUCAGCCUACUGCAUCUCCAACCAUUUGGGGAGGGCUUUGGUCUUCACUGGAAGAGAAAGGCUCUAAAGCAUCUCCAUACAUGGACAUUUCAAGGGUUAAUUUGAUAUGGGUAAUUCCAAAUGAAUCUGAUGCAAAAGCUGAAAAGGGAAUAUUAAUGACGUUUCUGAAGAGGGGCUGAGCCCUAAUAUCUUUCUUGGCAAUGAAAUGCUAACUUGGAAUUGCUAAUCACAAAUGGCCUUGCCUUUCACUGGUGUGGAGCGGAGAGCUCCACAGGCAGGUAUUUACAGAAGGAAAAGCAGCGCACAACUGGCUCUGAGCCAUAGGAGAGAACCUUGCUGUAAAAUUGUGCAUUUCUAACCCUAGAGCAAUUGAGUAGUUUAAAUAACAUAAGCUCAGCCUGGGCACCCAGCUGAAUACGUAGCAUAGGAACCCCCCCUGCAGCAACGCUAAGCCACUUUCACCGUUCCUGAUUAGGCUUCUGAACAAGUUGGACCUUUUGAUGACUAUUUUAAGACUUUAUGCUUGCCUCUGAAAUUAGAAGAUGGGAGAGAGACCCUGCUGCCGCCAGCAAAAAACAAACCUAUUUUGACUUCAUAAAAGAAAAGGAGAGUGGUACAUAUGUGUGUUCCCCUUCUCUGGGUUCAUAUAUGAAUCUGCCAAUUUGAACUCAUGUGAUUGGUACCUCUCCAAAUGAGGUCUUCUGGUCCUGGGGGUCUUUUCCCUCCCAUGCUAUGCUCAGACAUGUUUAGGAGUUAACAGUGUUAUCAAAAGAAGUGACUACUUGUGUGCUGUUUUCUGCUGUUGCUUCAUACCAGGAAGGAACUAUUCUAUAUAGGAGGGUAGAAGGAACAUUCAGUAGUUUUUAGUUACAAAGGCUUAUACAGCUUGCAUGCCUUCCCAAAUUCUCCUGGAUUCGGGAAGAAAGAAUUGGGGAAACUCUAGGUGGCACAAGGCACAUAUAUUGUCCCUAAGUGGCCUACAUAUAUGAUGCAUUUUAACAAUGCUGAGCUGUGUCCUAAUCCAUUCCUCUUCCUUUAAUCAAGUGGUCAAAUUAGGGGGGUUGGGGGGGAGGGGUUUCCCUGAAGAAGGAAGCCUUUUGGAUUUUUCCUCAAGCUGCACUUCUGGGUAAAUCUCCUUUUUCUGAAAUCAAUCUCACAUAUCCAGCUGAGAGUGAGCCAGCUGGUUGUGGAAGCACAAUUCUCACUUUAGGCCAUCAUGUCCUGGGCAGUUUCCACUUGGGUUUAAAUGCUGCAUCCUGGGAACUGCAUGCUCUGGAAGCAACACUUCUGUAUUGUAAGUCACCCUCUGCAUCUUUCUGAUUUAUAACAUGGCUGCUGGAAUAAAACAUGGGUGCAGCCCAUGCUUUAUUUAUAGGCUCCCCUUCAGAAUUGUGAUUGACUAGUCCUCAAUCUGCUUGUUAAAAUCAGAGCUCUUUUCAGGACUGCAGCAUCCUAUAUCAUGGGCAUAGUUAUACAUUAUAUCUUUGGUCUGCAAAAUGCAAUUGGGCUGUAGCACACGAAUUUAGGUCUUCUAAAGUGGCAGUAAUCAUACAGAGAUUUACAAUUAGUGACCUUUCAGUGAUGCAAGGUAUGCUCAGGAUGUAGACCUUUGACAAAUCAACAAUAACCUUCACAGUGGAACAUAACUAUGCGGUUAGCCCCAUUAAGAAACCAUUAUUACUUGGCUCUAGAGCUCAUGCAAAUUCACUGAUCUACAGACACCAAUCUAGAUGCAGAAAUGCUUUCCCUAAAGCGCUACUCAGCUUUUCUGGAGAAAGUAUAAGUAGUUGUCUGUUCUGUAGAUAUACUUGUGUACAUUAAAAAACUAAAAUUCACUGUUCAAUGCAAAUCAGUAAAACACCCAAAUUCACUUAAUUUGUAUUGAUUUGCAUGCUUUCUUCUGAACUCUGCAUUUGGGCACUUGCACAAGAGCAAAUGGACAAUGAAAGUUUAGACAGGCAAGAGGGUUGUGAAAAGCUGUAUGAGUGUGAGCGAAACAAGGUUGCAAGGGUAGGCUUCAAGAAACUAAAGCUUCAGGUUUUGACCUGAGCAUUUCACAAUGGUUCUUGCAUGAUUUCAAAUGUAUUUUCACUAUAAUGAGGGCCAGAAACUUGCUUUUUUAAAAAGGGAAGCUGGGAUUCUCAGGAAUCUAAUAUGCAUAAAACAUUAUUGUGCACGCUGCCCAAUCUAUGAUGCCCAAAGCAGAUGCUUUAGCAGAAAGGCACAGAGGACCAUUUUCUAAAUACUCCAUGUUUAUUUUCUCCAUGUUAUUGGCUGCCUUUGCUGGUUAAAGCAGAGCUUUUUUUCCUCCUUAUCUCUCUGGGACUAAAAUGGUCAUAGAUGGUCAAAAAAAUUCACUUCCAAAUUAUGAAUUUAGGUUGAGUAGGGAAAAGUAACGUAGCUGUUGAUCCAUACAAGAGGAAAUGCUCACAAUAUAAAUUGCUAAUUCUAAUAUCUUUUUGCACAGCACGUUAGUGUGGGGGUUGCAAGUUUAAAAUCUGGCAAAAUUGAAUUGGCUCCUAUGACAAUUUAUUCUCUUAACAGCUUGCUGCUCCUUUGAAAGCAAACACCCACUAGACCAGUGCAUGCCUUUAGCAACUGCAGGAAGCUCAGAUAACUGUGGGCACAGAAGGUUAAAAAGAAAGCACAUGAUCUCUUAUUUUUAUUUGUAACUCUGCUCUCUUUUUCUCUAGAUUCUAAAAGUAAUGAGUGCUUUGGAAUUUUUGUGAUUAUGUUCUGGUGAUGUGUAGCUAACGUACUAAUGUUCACUUGAGCUAGGGUCAUGGUAAUGUGUGGUUUUUUUAAGAAAAAAUAUUUUAACUGUUCAGAAGAUAACUUAAAUACAAUUAUAAGAUUAAGCUGUGAA
Podarcis muralis (Common wall lizard) is the source of this 7344-nucleotide messenger RNA. RefSeq names its product beta-transducin repeat containing E3 ubiquitin protein ligase (gene BTRC). NCBI's taxonomy places the organism in Eukaryota, Metazoa, Chordata, Lepidosauria, Squamata, Lacertidae. The record is from RefSeq and is a predicted model, not a curated record. Gene Ontology annotation, molecular function: protein dimerization activity.